Gymnodraco acuticeps is the source of this 939-nucleotide messenger RNA. It is a transcript of the gene hspb9, whose product is annotated as heat shock protein, alpha-crystallin-related, 9. Gene Ontology annotation, molecular function: protein folding chaperone. NCBI's taxonomy places the organism in Eukaryota, Metazoa, Chordata, Actinopteri, Perciformes, Bathydraconidae. The record is from RefSeq and is a predicted model, not a curated record. The transcript is spliced from 2 exons. The coding region runs from base 103 to 774 and encodes 223 amino acids. Gene Ontology annotation, biological process: protein refolding; response to heat.
AACUACCAACAACAAGGAAACCACUUCACUGGAGCCUAAGGAGAUCUCAGAGGCACAUUUGUAGGUUUUUUAAGUCAGAAACUGCCCUCCGCCGCCGCCGCCAUGAUGUCCCAGAAUGCAUCUCUGAACAGCCUUUUUGGCGACGACCCUUUCUUCAGCUCGGACCGGCUGCUGUGGCCCAUGCGUCCGGCCCCGCUGUCCUCCUCCCUGCAGCAGGACUUCUUCAACCAGAGGACCAAGAUGGCCGACAGCCUCCUGAAGGAGCUGCAUGACGGGCCCCACAUGCUCAAUUUCAACCAGUUCCCCCUCAUUUCCUCCACUAUGGCCAGGCUCGGUGAGGGCUCCUCUCUGCAGGCCGCCGCCUCACAGGAAGUUCAGCCGGCGGCAGGAAGUGACCUCCUGGUGACUCUGGACGCUCGAGGUUACGCCCCUAGUGACAUCACUGUGAAACUGGAGGGGCGGAGCUUAGCGGUGGUGGCCAUGAAGCAGGGGGGGGCGGAGGACAGCCAGACCGUGAGCUCCGCCUCGUCCCGGGCCUCCUUCAGCUCCUCCGCCUCUGCAAAGUCCGGUUUCGUCCAGAGGAUCGACCUGCCGGCUCACCUGGACAUCAGCCGCCUCUCCUGUGAGCUGAUGGGUGACGGACAGCUGCGGAUCCACGCCCCCUCGGCCCAGCAGCCAAUCAGCGGUGAAGAGGAACAACAGGAAGUGCCCGGCCGCUUCAGGUCGUCGCUGGAGUUUCCCGUCAGCAAGGAGAAGAGCGAGGAGAAACACUGAUGAACACACACACACACACACACACACACACACACACACACUGAGAGACUGUCGUUGAAGAUUAACGUUUACCAUUACUAAAUGAAGAUAAUAUUCAUUUUAUAAUUAUUUGCUGUUUGUAUGAACUGUUGAAAUUGAAUAAAGUUUGAUUUUCAGAAAUAUAUA